Molecule: messenger RNA, 1404 nt
Organism: Lathyrus oleraceus (garden pea)
Lineage: Eukaryota; Viridiplantae; Streptophyta; Magnoliopsida; Fabales; Fabaceae
Product: tubulin-folding cofactor B
Exons: 10
Coding region: 370-1104 (244 amino acids)
Biological process (GO): cytoplasmic microtubule organization; tubulin complex assembly; post-chaperonin tubulin folding pathway
Cellular component (GO): nucleus; microtubule plus-end; cytoplasm
Molecular function (GO): alpha-tubulin binding; microtubule plus-end binding
Source: RefSeq, a predicted model, not a curated record
UAUAAGUUAGCUUAUCAUGAGAGAAACCGCAGGAGACGAUCCGAAUCUGUAAACAUCCAACUAUUGAAUUGAAUCUCACCCCACCACUGCCUCCGCCGGCGCCACUCUCUCCUUGGCAUUAUCUACGCCUUCAUCCAGAAUCAGAUCGCGCCACGUUCUCUCUCAAACUUCUCAGUCUCGUGCAUCUUGAUUGCCUGCUACAAACCACAAACACCAAGCUGCCGCCUCUUCCUCCUUCUACUUCAUCUUUUUGGGUUUGUAUCUAAACAGAAAUCGUUCACUCUCGCCAUCGCGGUUGCCAUUUGAACCCUUGCAAUCUUCUCUAUUUAAAAAGCCUGGAUACGCCCAUUGAUUGAAUCAAGUUAGUAAAUGGCGUCAACCUUGCAGAAAAUCGAAGUGGACGAGGCCGUCCUUUUGCGCGUCACUCAUUCUAAUCUCAAAACUUUCAACCCUGAUAUUCGCUUCUCCCUUCAGCUUACAGUGGAGGCAAUGAAGGAGAAGCUGUGGAAAAAAUGUGGUACUUCCGUCAACUCAAUGCACCUUGAACUAUAUGACGAUGUUCGCAACAAAAUUGCCGAUCUCACUGAUAAUUCCAAACUGCUUGGAUUCUAUUCUCCCUUUGAUGGGUUUCGCUUGCAUGUCAUUGAUCUUGAUCCAGCAUCUGUCACAUCUGGUGGAUGGCUGGAAGAUACUUCAUUGGUGGAAAAAUUUGAAAUUUCUGAAGAAGCCUAUAAUAAGCGAGGAGCAGACACUUUCAGAAAAUAUAAGGAGAAAUUGACGUCUCAAGUUCCAUCAACCGUUGAGGCAAAAACACCAGAUACUGACAUGGAAGACCUCUGUGCUAAUAUCAAGGUAGGAUCAAGAUGUGAAGUUGAGCCUGGGGCAAAAAGGGGUGUUGUAAAAUUUGUUGGUCGGGCUGAACCACUGGGUCCUGGUUUCUGGGUUGGAGUUCAGUAUGAUGAACCCUUGGGCAAACAUGAUGGCAUGGUCAAAUGGGUACGUUACUUCCAAUGUCCUCCAUCUCAUGGGGGAAUAGUUAGGCCGGAGAAAGUGAAGGUUGGUGACUACCCUGAACGAGAUCCCUUUGAAGAGGAUGAAAUUUGAGCUGCUUUUGGGUGUGCGGGAUUUUCUCCUGUUGUAGAAUUCCAAAAUUAAUUUGGGAAACUUAUAUUUGUUAGCCUUUCAAGGUAGUCAAAGGUAGUUCUAUUGCGGUUUUCUAACUGUUUCUAUUAGUAUUACCUUUUGUAGACAGAAAACAACAAUAUAGGAAAAAAUUGUGAGUUUUUUUCAUGGGUGAAUGAGAGCUACUGCAAACAACCACCAGAACUAGUAUAAAUAGCCUUGAAUCUUGAAUUUUGUCUUUAAAUUUUGACACGUCUAUAAAAAGUAUUUAUCUUUUCAUUA